This is a messenger RNA of Manacus vitellinus (golden-collared manakin), 551 nucleotides long. It is a transcript of the gene SYCN, whose product is annotated as syncollin. The coding region runs from base 144 to 551 and encodes 135 amino acids. Gene Ontology annotation, cellular component: secretory granule membrane. The record is from RefSeq and is a predicted model, not a curated record. NCBI's taxonomy places the organism in Eukaryota, Metazoa, Chordata, Aves, Passeriformes, Pipridae. The transcript has a single exon. Gene Ontology annotation, biological process: exocytosis.
GACACCCACACACCUGUGUCCCUUCCCGGGGUGGGGGGAACCCGCACACCUGUGUGCCCUCCCAGGUGUGUCCCCGCCCACCCCCGUGGCCUUGGGGGCUCAGGUAUAUCCAGGGGGCCCUCGGGGCUCGGGAGGCCUCAGCGAUGGCGUCGGCACUGCUGGUGACACUGGUGGCCUUGGUGGCCGUGCUGGGUGGGGGGGUGGAGGCCCAGUGCCCCAGCCCCUCCGAGGUGCACACCGCCAACGGCACCCGCCUGUGCGCCCUGCUCUACACCGACGACAGCCCCUACUACGACCAGUGCUGCGCCGGCGCCGUGCUGGAGGUGGAGCCGGGCAGCGACGUGCCCUACAUGCCCUACAGGUGGUCCGGCCGCACCUCCUCGCUCGUGGUGGGCACCCGCUGCGAGCUCAACGUGUGGUCGCGCAGGGGCAAGGAGGGUGACACGCGGCGCUUCAGCGCCGGCGCGGUGCCGCGGCUGCAGGAGGUGCACCGGGGGCUCUUCGGAGACUGGGACAACGCCAUCCGCGGGUACUACUGCACCUGCAAGUGA